UAUCGUCUCAUAAUUUGUCUAUUUCUUGGAAUUCUUCCAUCAUCAGCCUCUCUUCUUUAUUAUUUUUCGGACCAUAUCAUUGGUCAAUUGCAGUCAUCUCGUUUUUUUAUAUUCUUUCUUGUUGUUAGUUUGUUUUCUUCUUAUGUUCACACAAUCUCUAUCUAGUAUCCAUAGUUUUAGGGUGUUGUUUUAUCCCUUGUACAUCAAUUUACAUCGGCUUUAUCGUUUUCUACCAUAUUCCAUAGUUUCUUGUCCCCUCUCCUUUCUCCUAGAUUUUGUUUGUGUAGUGAUUCUAUGAUUGAGUAACAAACUGGAAUUAGGUCAUAGAAAUAGAAUUGCUAAGGAGGUAAACUGGUUGCUUUGUGAUAUGAUAGAUUUUGUACCAUGUGACAAUCUUAAAUGUUUUGUUAUUGUUGGAAUUGCAAGUAUUAGUAAUAAUUAUGACUUCCAAGAAUUACCAAGAUUUACAUAUGGUAGGAAACACACACGUAUUUUUAGACGUGUCAAUAGAUGAUGUGAAAUGUGGAAGAGUUGUAAUCGAGCUGUUUAAGAAUUUAGUUCCAAAAACUGCAGAGAACUUUCGAGCACUAUGCACUGGAGAGAAGGGCCUAGGUGAAAAGAAACUUCCUCUCCAUUACAAAGACACAAUUUUCUUCAAAGCUGUUCCCGAGUGUAUUGUACAAGGGGGAGACAUCAUCAACAACGAUGGUUCAGGAGGAGAGAGCAUUUACGGGCAAUACUUUGAAGAUGAAAAAGCAGGCUUAUCUCUUGAGCACUCGGAGAAGGGUGUACUCAGUAUGGCGAAGUGCAGACAGGCAGACACAAACAACUCUCAGUUCUGCGUGACGCUCGGUCAGACACCACACUUGGAUGGCUCCUACGUUGUGUUUGGUCGUAUUGUCAAGGGCUUCAAUAUCAUCAACAACAUCUCGUACCAGCCGCUCGGCCCUGGCGAGAGACCCAUCCCUGUGUGUAAGAUCUGGAACUGCGGGGAGUUAAAGCCUGGGCAGGACUGGGCUUACUGUGAUGCUGAUCUCUACCCUCCGUAUCCUGAUGACUGGGACAGAGAUCUUAACACUGUUCAGGCCAAUGAUAUUCUGGUAGCGGUGAAGAAGAUCAAGGAUGCCGGUAACCAGAUGUUGAGAGAUGGUGACUCGGUGUACGCUCACCAACAAUACAUCAAGGCCUUGCGCUACCUUGACUGGUAUGUGUUGGCUCACACGGCCGAACAGAGUCUACUGGCACAAGUCCGAGAGCAGUGCUGUCUCAACGUUGCCUUGGCGUGCAUUAAAAUAAAGCGCUAUCGGGAAGCAAUCUUCUAUUGUAAUCAGGUACCAAAUAUUGAGGGCAACGUAAAGGCACUGUUCCGGCGAGGGUUAGCAAAUAUCGGGCUCAAUGAACAUCAGGAGGCGCUGGCGGACUUGCACGCGGCGCUAGUAUUGGCUCCCCCCGACCAGAGACCGGCCAUACUGAGUGAGAUCUCACGAGUGAACCGCUUCCUCCACAGUUACCAACAGGCCGAGCGACUCCUGUGCGCUCGCAUGUUCCGCACGUGACCUUCCCACACACCUCCCAACCUUCUGUGAUAUGUUAGACUGGCUCCACACUUUUCUACUUUUAAUAUUCAGUUGCUAUAUUUUGUUGCAUAGGAAUAAUGGAAUAAUUAUUAACAUUGUAGAUACAGUACAAUGUUUCUAACUUUAUAACUGAUUUACCAGAUUUUAAGAAACUUAUCUUUUGCCAACUUCUCAAUGGGUUUUUAUAUAAUAAUUAUUGUUUGAAACCAGCUGUGAUCUCUUGAUGAUUUAGCACUCUGACCAAGAGUGCUUUUAACCACUUUCUUGAAUUCCUAGAGAUGUGAUUAAACAGAAUUUUUAUCUCCCAAUAACAUUGCAGUUGUUUGAAAAUGUAGUUGAAUAAUUAUUUGUUCAAAGUACUGCAGUUUAAGUUUUCCGACACCAUCUAUCAUGGGGAACAGCUAUCCAGAACACACAUGAACCAUUGAACAUUUGCAUAUAUGUUAACAGUAAUAUCCAAUAACUCUUAUAGAAUAAAAAUUUGGACUGAAAUCAUUUAAUAUACCCUAGAUUUAUGUUUCUUUGUUCCUACAAGUACUUUUUAUGAAUCAAUCUCUGUUGAAAUGUUCAUGUAUAUAACCUAUAUUGAAUGUUUUGAAGGUUCAAUUCAUAGAAAAGUUAUAAUAUAACAAUAUAAUUCCCAAAUAUUAUUGUACAUUUUAAAAGUAGCCAUUAUAUUGGAACUUAAAUAUGUUCUAAAACAUUUUUAAAUUAAUUUUAUUUUUGCUAAACAAGCUUUUUUGCCUUGGAAAAAAGGUUGCUUUGGGAUUGAAAGCUUAUAAUCAGUAAAGUUGUGAGCAAUUGCUUAAUGUGCAUGAGUAUGAUUAUUGAAUGUUGGUUUUAAAAUUUAGGUGAAAUAAUUAAAAAAUAAUUCCCAUCCUUGGGUGAAGAUUAUUUCCUUCCAGUUUUCCAGCUGUAAGGACGUAAAACUGAAAACUAGUUUUCUGUAUGGAAAUUAGAAUCUGUGAGUGAAAUGAAUGCAAUAUUAGAGUUAGGAACUUGAAAGUAUACAGAGAUAAGGCACUUUAAUUAUUUUUGUAUUUUUAUAUUUACUUGCAUACCUAAUAUGCACUUAAUUGUUAUAAUUAUAAUAACUAGUGUCAAUUAAGGAAAUAUAGUGUAAAAGUUUAUUGUGGAAUAUAAGUUUGUAAGACUGACGAGUUUGAGACUUUCGCACAAAUGAAGCCUUCUUGUGGUUACAUCUUCAGUGUGUGAGUUACUGUUAUUUAGAGAGACUGCAGAACUUAGUGCUAGAAUGGUAGAGAUAUUCAUUUCAAAUAAAAUAAGUUAAGCUGAGAUAAAUGUAUUUGUCAGUCAAAACUAGUUCUAACCAGUCCAUCCGUUUGUAAAUAGAUUUUACUGUUUACACAAGUCAAAACUGAUGUCAACUCUUUAGAGACUGGCUGAAAAAUUAGACAUAGCAGCCGAAAAGACAAUUUUAUCAUAAGCAUUUUUCAUAAUUUUGCUAAUAAGAUUGUAUCUCAUGUUGAUCACAAUAUUUAUGGCUACAAUGACAUUUUUAUAGUUUUUCUUAAUUCUAUCCUCUUUCAUUUUUCAUAUGUACAAGAUGAUUAUUUUAUGGUAUAGUGUCCUUUUUUUCUAGAUAGAAACUAUAUUUGAUUGUUUUUAUUAGUUAAAUAACUAAAUUAAAUAAUAAAGAUGUACAUUGAUUGUACCUGGUUAGAACUUGUUUUGCCUCCUGCAUUGAUGCUAAAUUAUAAAUACCUUUACUCUUACCAUCGUUGUCAACCCUACUUUAACUAGUGUCAGGACAACUAUAAUCUCAGUUCUUAAAUCAGGGUGUUAAACUGAACACCAAGUCAAUCUGUAAAUUACCUCACUAGAUAAAAAAAAUAAUUAAUUGGACCGCUAGCCAAAGAUAAGAACAGGCUACAGGAUUAUAAACUCAGCACACAUGUAGCAACUCACUAGCUGAUGCUUAAUAUAGCAUUUUUUUAUAACAAAGAGCCGGGGUUCUUGGGCCUGGUAAUUUCCUCUCAGCCAUCCGGCUUAUUGUGCACCCUCUUCCAGGUUUAAGCUGUGUCAAAUGCCAGGCCUUUACAAACCAUGAGAUCUUCUGUACAGUGCUUAUCUGCUCCAAUACCUCUUCAGUAUGCUUAAGAAACCAAGGGAUUUUGAGUGUUUGCUCUGUAACACCGACAUUUGAAUAUGACGUGCUCAGCUGUUUCAUCAACCUCGCCAUAUUUACUGCACAGGGUUUCCUGAACAUGAAUACCUGUUCUGUUCUGGAGGUUUCGGAAUAUCCAAUGUUCUGUAAAAAAGUAAGCCAUCUUACGGAUCUUCAUUCUACUCAUUCUAAGGGCAUCUGCUGUAAUUUUUCUUGAUGGCCAUUGAAAAACCGCUUUGCUUGAACGUUUCCCUCAGUUCUUUCCUAAUGUUUUUGGUGUUUGUAAGACACCCGCUUGGCAACCGAUCUCUGUGCUAAGUUAUAGGAAACUCCACACAUUAGUUCAGAACCAAUAAUAGGAUAACUGGCUACUAAGAUAGCGCAACUAUCUGCUCCAUCAUUACCUUAGAUCCCUCUGUGUCCAGGCACCUAAAAUAGUAGAAUAACUUUAUUGGUUUUGGCCUGUGAUUUCAUGGCCAUUUGGCAUUCCCACACUAUCUUUUAGAUGCAGCCAUGGUUGGCCAAGGCCUGCAGAGUAGGCAUGCUAUCCGAGUAAGUGUAGAUGGUUUUGUCUUUAUGUCUACAACUACAGCUGGCUCUAGAGCUGGCUCCCCAGACACCUGCCUCUUGACCACUCAGAGUCUCUGAGCCAAAGUUGGUAAUCAGCUGAUUGCUGUCUGGUCUUUUAACACUACCAAGAUUGAAUUCUGUCAAACACAAUAUUUAAUCUUAAUUUUAAUUUUGCUUUUAUUUCGUGACUUUUUGUCAUCAAUUUCACAAUCAAUUUAGUGUACAUUUAUUGUUGCCAAUCUUAGUUGUGUUGAGUGCCUCAGUAUAAUUGACACGUUAAUAUUGUUGUUGAAUUGAUUACCAAAUAGGUCUGACGCUCGGUAUGGGAGAGUUAGGGAUGUUGUCAUGUUGACCUUGAAUCGCUUAGUGUACAGAGUACAACUGGGCUGAUAUGGCAACGGUAAUACUGUACUGUUUACUUGAACCUGGAUAACUACACUCCCUUCAGUUAGCUAUUGUGCAAUCCAUACAGCUGUGACUUUGUUUAUUUGCAGAAUCUGUUUUGACUAGAGCGACUUUUAAAUAGUCUAAACCGGUUUUGACAACUUGGAAGAGUUUCGAAAAAUAUUCAACAAUGUUGAUUGUACGUUAAAUUAGAUAGAUAAAGGUUUAGAAAUGAUGCAGAACAUAUCUUCAGCAGGGUUUAAAAAUAGCUUAGAAAGCUAAUCGGAUUAGAAGCCAAGUUUAAAAUCCUACUGUAAUUAAUGGUAACAUCUAAAAUAUGAAAUGUUUGUUAGAAGACAUAAUAUACACUUUAAAGUAUCUGUGUUUGUUAGGUGAUACACUUUAUUUGAUUUAAAUGUUAAUUUUUAAAAUGCUUGUAGAAUGUUAAAUACCAAAGUAUAAAUAAUAUGAUGUUAAUCAACAAUGUUAUAUAAUUAGCAAACACACAGUUAUUAGGCAAUUUCUUGUUUAUAAUAAUUUGUUGGUGCUGUUAACUAAAUAAGAUAUAAAUAUUUAACAAGUGUUGGAUUUUGGCAAUGUAAAUAUGUAAGUUUGCUCAAAUAUUUGUGAUUUUAAGACAUGAUUUAUUAAGAAGAAUAACUUUAUAUAAAAGCUAUGUGAUUGUACUUUUGAUGUAGCUCCAAUGUUUUCAUCAUUAAAUUCACAGUGCUUAAA
Messenger RNA from Homalodisca vitripennis (glassy-winged sharpshooter), 5394 nucleotides. Its product is annotated as peptidyl-prolyl cis-trans isomerase D-like. Gene Ontology annotation, biological process: protein peptidyl-prolyl isomerization. The record is from RefSeq and is a predicted model, not a curated record. NCBI's taxonomy places the organism in Eukaryota, Metazoa, Arthropoda, Insecta, Hemiptera, Cicadellidae. Gene Ontology annotation, cellular component: intracellular membrane-bounded organelle. The transcript has 8 exons. The coding region runs from base 441 to 1556 and encodes 371 amino acids. Gene Ontology annotation, molecular function: protein binding; peptidyl-prolyl cis-trans isomerase activity.